UCUACUAACCUUCAACUCAAGUCAACCAAACUCGUUAAUCAAAUCCAAAUUCAAAAUCAAAUCGGUAGUUUGAAUUCCUUCCACGAAAACCCAUUUCACAAAUUUCACAACCUAGGGUUUUUCUCGGUUCUUCAAAAAGCUUAAACAGAUUUCGAUGAAGUGGAUUUGCUCAAAUUUCUCGAUUUAAAUGGUUGGAUUCGAAGACAAGAUCCUGUAGGUAGCUGCGUUUCAGAAGAAGAAGAAAGGUCAAAGGUUAGAAUCAGAAUCUCAUCGUUUUCGAGAUGGAUAUCACAGAGGUUUCGAUCAUUCAUCAUGUAGGCAUUGUGUUCUUGGUGAUAUGGUUACUCACUUCAUUCAAUUAUUGCAACUCGAAUGACCCGAUAGUUUACUUCGUUUCUUUGAUCUAUCUCUAUCUGGUUCAUGAGAAUUUCUCAACGAGAUUCAGAAGAAAGGUGCGGUUUGAAGAGAGAAGGCAGGCCAGUCAAAAGAGGGUACUCUCUGAUUCUGAAUCAGUUCGGUGGUUGAAUCAUAUGGUUGAAAAAAUCUGGCCUAUAUGUAUGGAAAAUAUUGUCUCACAGAAAGUCCUCCUCCCAAUCAUACCUUGGUUCUUGGAAAAGUACAAACCGUGGACAGUGAAAGAAGCUAUGGUUCAAAAACUGUAUAUGGGAAGAUCUCCACCUAUGAUUACCGAAAUGAGGGUUUGUCGACAAUCUACUGGUGACGACCAUUUGGUUUUGGAGCUGGGACUAAAUUUUCGAACAGCUGAUGACAUGAGUGCAAUAUUAGCUGUGAAACUGACGAAAAGAUUGGGUUUUGGAAUGUUGGCAAAAAUGCAUUUGACAGGAAUGCAUGUUGAAGGAAAGGUAUUGGUAGGGGUGAAGUUCCUGCCAAAAUGGCCGUUUCUUGGACGUGUGAGGUUGUGUUUUGUGGAACCACCUUACUUUCAGAUGACAGUCAAACCAAUGUUUGCUCAUGGUCUUGAUGUUACUGAAGUUCCCGGGAUUGCUGGAUGGCUGGAUAAGCUUCUGACUGUUGCAUUUGAGGAGACGCUGGUUGAGCCUAAUAUGUUGGUGGUGGAUGUUGAAAAAUUUAUUUCACCAGAAGCAGAAACAUGGUUCUCCGUUGAUGCGAAGGAUCCCGUUGCUUACACCUUAGUGGAAGUUGUGGAAGGAACGGAUAUGAAACCGUCAGAUAUGAACGGGUUGGCGGAUCCUUACGUAAAAGGUCAGAUUGGUGCGUACAGGUUCAGGACCAAGAUUAAAAGGAAGACGCUCACUCCAAAAUGGCUCGAGGAGUUCAAGAUUCCUAUUACUUCAUGGGAUUCACCUAAUAUUCUCGACAUUGAAGUUCGUGACAAAGAUCACUUCAUUGAUGACACCCUAGGCAAUUGUUGUAUAAAGAUUAAUGAUUUUAGAGAUGGUGAGAGACAUGACAUAUGGUUGCCUCUUCGGAACAUUAAAAUGGGAAGAUUGCAUCUUGCCGUAAGAGUUAUUGAACUCGAAGGAAAGGUAAUUGAACAACCAUGUGAUGAGGAUGCAUUGAAGAGCGAAGACGAGAAAAAUUCUUUUGCAGUCGAGAAAGGAGAAGGGACCGGUAAAUUGCCUGAAAAAUCUAAACAAGUGAUGGCGGAUGAUUAUGAACCGAUCGACGUUGAAGGGCAAAGAGAGACCGCGAUAUGGGUUCAGCGGCCAGGAGAUGAAGUAGCACAAGUAUGGGAGCAAAGAAAGGGGAAGAAUCGGGUCCGUAAAGAUGGCGAAUCACUGAAUAGUAGCAUCAGGUCUGAAUCAUAUCCGAACGACUCCAGCAGCACUGAUGAAAGCCUGGAGGGGAACAAAACGAAAUCAAGAAACCCGGUUAAGAGGGGGUUCCGUAAGAUUGGUUCACUGUUUCAUAGAAGCCCGAAAGCAGCAGAAGAUGAUAAAUCAAGAACCGUAAAUGAAGAUUGCGAUUCUCCACGUCAAAAUGUUAGGGCAGUUAAUGCAAAGGGGAUUGGGGUGAAGUUGGUAAUGCCAACGGACCCUGAUCAGGAUUCUGGAGUCGGACUCGAAGAGAGCCCGGAGGGAAGUGAUCAAGAAAGCCCGGAAAAGAGGAAAGUCAAAGAUAAAGUCAAAGGUAUUCUGAAGCAUACCGGGAAUUCUGCUCGUGGGAUGAUACAUGCACUUUCUCGAAAAGGGUCUGAUAAAGAAAAGAACGUAGAUUCACCGGUGCAGUCGGAUUAUUCCGGCGCAGGAUCCUCUCCGUCACCCGAGUUCAGACCUAAAGGUUUAGUGAUUCCAGAUGUUUCUGAUACUAGGCGAAUUAACAGUUCGUCGAAAUCCGAGGAUGAACCUGAUCAGAAUGAUGCAAGUAAAACUGCCACUAGUCCUUUCAGCCAAACUGGUGAAGUUAAAGAAGAAGAUGAUCCAAAUAAGAUUACAAUGGAUGCUGUGGAUGUAAACGCAACAGACACGUGUGACCCUGGAACGAUGAUCCAAGGAACGGCCGACCCUGGAGCGGUGAUCCAAGGAACGGCCGACCCUGGGGCGAUGAUCCAAGGAACGCCCGAUCCUGGAACGAUGAUCCAAGGAACUCCCGAUUCCGGAACGAUGACCCAUGAAACACCUUUAGAGUUCACCGGGGACCAAGUAACAUCUUCUCCUUCACUUAAAUAAUGCAGAUGAUGGUUGUGUGUGUAGCCUGUAUAUCCUGCAAAUAGUAGUUCACCAUUUGUUGAGGGUGAAUGUGUGUGGAGUUGUAUAUCGAUAUACUUUGUUUUGCUUGGAUAGAUAUAUACACUAUAUGUAUGUAAAUGGCAAGAAUUUUGUUGAUAAAAAUCCCUGCUUUGAAU
Molecule: messenger RNA, 2827 nt
Organism: Cynara cardunculus var. scolymus (artichoke)
Lineage: Eukaryota; Viridiplantae; Streptophyta; Magnoliopsida; Asterales; Asteraceae
Product: C2 domain-containing protein At1g53590-like
Exons: 11
Coding region: 282-2651 (789 amino acids)
Molecular function (GO): lipid binding
Source: RefSeq, a predicted model, not a curated record